This is a messenger RNA of Calliphora vicina (urban bluebottle blowfly), 944 nucleotides long. Its product is annotated as tRNA N(3)-methylcytidine methyltransferase METTL6. The record is from RefSeq and is a predicted model, not a curated record. Lineage: Eukaryota; Metazoa; Arthropoda; Insecta; Diptera; Calliphoridae. The transcript has a single exon. Bases 28 to 888 code for a protein of 286 amino acids.
UAUUUUUUUAAAAAAUAAACAAAAAAUAUGGAUAAUUCAGAAAAUAACGGAGAAUUAAUAGAGGAUGUUUUUACCACAAGUGAAAAAUCGUUAACUGAUGAUGAAAAACAAAAACUUACUGAACAAAAUAAAAGAUUGAUACCCGAAUUUAAAGCGCGUCAACUAGAAGCUCAGGCACAAAAACAUUGGGAUCUUUUCUAUAAGCGUAAUGAGACACGAUUCUUCAAGGAUAGAAGAUGGACAACACGAGAAUUUCAAGAACUAAUACAGGAAGGGCAAAUUAACGAAUCCACACAGGAAUUUCGGAAACUUUUAGAAGUGGGCUGUGGUGUUGGCAACUUUGUGUACCCACUAAUGGAAGAACUCGAAUCGUUGGGUCAGCUAAAUAACUAUUUCUAUGCCUGUGAUUUUUCACCACGUGCCGUAGAGUUUGUACGUUCCAAUCCCAAAUAUGAUGAAAAUAAAAUUAAAGCUUUCCAGUGUGACAUUACAACGGAUAGCAUACAUGGAAAUAUACCAGCAGACAGUUUGGACAUAAUAUCCAUGAUUUUUGUGUUAUCUGCAAUAUCACCGGAUAAAUUUGAUGGUGUGAUUAAAAAUUUGCACAAAGUUCUGAAAUCUGGAGGUAUUGUACUUUUCAGAGAUUAUGGUCGUUAUGAUAUGGCUCAGUUAAGAUUUAAAUCGGGACAUAAAAUUGCCGACAACUUUUAUAUGCGUCAGGAUGGCACCAGAAGUUAUUACUUUGCCGAACAGGAAUUGGCUAAACUGUUUGAGGAGAACGGUUUUGAAAUUCUUAGCAAUUCUUAUGUACAUCGUCGUACUUUGAAUGUAAAAGAGGGUAUAGAUGUUCCUAGAAUAUUUUUACAGGGUAAAUUUAGGAAAUUGUAAUUUUUGUGUUAAAUGAUAUGUGACAAUUGAAAUAAAUGUUUUUUUAAAGUACCUAC